GGCAGCUGGGAGGGCUGCCACGUGGACUCGCGCAUGGACCACCUCUUCCCGCCCUCGCUCUACAUCUUCGUCAUCGGCGUGGGGCUGCCCACCAACUGCCUGGCGCUGUGGGCCGCCUACCGCCAGGUGCGCCAGCGCAACGAGCUGGGCGUGUACCUGAUGAACCUGAGCAUCGCCGACCUGCUGUACAUCUGCACGCUGCCGCUCUGGGUGGACUACUUCCUGCACCACGACAACUGGAUCCACGGGCCCGGCUCGUGCAAGCUCUUCGGCUUCGUCUUCUACACCAACAUCUACAUCAGCAUCGCCUUCCUGUGCUGCAUCUCGGUGGACCGCUACCUGGCCGUGGCCCACCCGCUGCGCUUCGCCCGCCUGCGCCGCGUCAAGACGGCCGUGGCCGUGAGCUCGGUGGUCUGGGCCACGGAGCUGGGCGCCAACUCGGCGCCCCUGUUCCAUGACGAGCUCUUCCGCGACCGCUACAACCACACCUUCUGCUUCGAGAAGUUCCCCAUGGAGGGCUGGGUGGCCUGGAUGAACCUCUACCGGGUCUUCGUGGGCUUCCUGUUCCCCUGGGCCCUCAUGCUGCUGUCCUACCGCGGCAUCCUGCGCGCCGUGCGGGGCAGCGUGUCCACCGAGCGCCAGGAGAAGACCAAGAUCAAGCGGCUGGCGCUCAGCCUCAUCGCCAUCGUGCUGGUCUGCUUCGCGCCCUACCACGUGCUGCUGCUGUCCCGCAGCGCCGUGCACCUGGGCCGGCCCUGGGACUGCGGCUUCGAGGAGCGCGUGUUCCCCGCCUACCACAGCUCGCUGGCCUUCACCAGCCUCAACUGCGUGGCCGACCCCAUCCUCUACUGCCUGGUCAACGAGGGCACCCGCAGCGACGUCGCCAGGGCCCUGCACGACCUGCUGCGCUUCCUGGCCAGCGACAAGCCCCAGGAGAUGGCCAGCGCCUCCCUCACCCUGGAGACCCCGCUCACUUCCAAGAGGAGCACAGUGGCCAGGGUCACGGCCACCGCCGGCUGGGCGGCAGCUCCGCCCUCCCAGGAGGACCAGGUGCAGCUGAAGAUGCUGCCACCGGUGGCGCAAUGAACCUCAGGUCGCACAGAGACGCACCCCUCCCCAAAUCCAUCCCACACCCUGGCCCCUCUUGCUCUGGUGUAUGCCGAUUGUAUGUAAAUAAGGCCAUGUGACUAAUCAUGUGAAUAUAAGAAAAGAGGAAAACAGCGAGGUUGGGGUGUCGCUGGUCAGUUGUCAUCCCCCGCCACGGCCCCUUAACAGUCCAGCUGAACGGUGCCUGGCCUUGCCCGGGGCAGUGUCAGCGACAUAGGGGUGAUGAGUGGCAGACCUGGCCCGACCAUCACGGGCUCCCCCUCCGAUGGGGGAGACAGAUCUGUCCCUGGACAGUGAUGAUCCAGGGGGGCAGGGCUCAGGCAGAAGAGGCCAGGGUCUGGGGGAACCCCAAAGGGCAUCUGACCCAGUCUGGGGGACAGGGAGGGCUUCCUGGAGGAGGAGACCAGUACGUGAAGUUUCCAGAGAUGAAGAAAAAGAAAACCACACACACACACACAAAAACCAUGUGAGGAUGAUUUCCGAUGAGGGGGUGACUCAAGGGGAAGGCGGAAGGAGAAACCCACUGUGUGUGGAGUGAUCACUUUUGCUGUAGGGAAGCCCCUGUCAUGUAGGGGAGAGUGAGCAGGACGGAGCACUUCUGAGUUUUCAGAUUAACACUCUCCAAGUCAGGACUGAGGAAGAAGAGGGAGAAUGUCCAAACCCAAGUGGAGGGCAAUCAAGGAAGACUGGCCGGAGGAGUCGUUCAGUCAACAGGUUUAUUUGUACUUCCCAUCGGCCCUGUGCGGGCUGGGGCUGGGGACGCAGUGGUGACCAAGACAGCCCCGGAGCCACCAUCAAGGGGCGCCCGGUAAGGGAGUAAAGCAAAAUAAAUACAAAGUUUGGAACUGA
Messenger RNA from Myotis davidii, 1956 nucleotides. It is a transcript of the gene GPR4, whose product is annotated as G protein-coupled receptor 4. Gene Ontology annotation, molecular function: G protein-coupled receptor activity. Gene Ontology annotation, biological process: G protein-coupled receptor signaling pathway. NCBI's taxonomy places the organism in Eukaryota, Metazoa, Chordata, Mammalia, Chiroptera, Vespertilionidae. The transcript has a single exon. Bases 34 to 1086 code for a protein of 350 amino acids. Gene Ontology annotation, cellular component: membrane. The record is from RefSeq and is a predicted model, not a curated record.